AUGCCAGUGCUCCCCAGUGUCUUCAGAGCCAGACGGGACCCAGCCGAGGUAGAGGGAGCCCCUACAACAAUCGAUCCCGUGGGAACCCCUGCACCAACAGAGCUACACAGAAUACCCAUAUCCAUCCGACUGAACAUAAUACCCACACAAACAGAGACGUGCAAACACAACACACUAAUCAAUCCAGUGGAAACCCCUACAACUAUCAAUCCAGCGGGAACCACGGCACCAACCAAGCGAGACGGAAUCCCCAUAUCUUUACGACGGAACCUAAUCCCCACACCAACAGAGCCAGGCAAACCAUCCACACCAACCAAUCCAGUGGGAAUCCCUACACCAACCAAUCUAGUUGGAACUCCUACAGCAAUUGAUCCAUCAGGAACCCCUGCACCAACUAUGCUAGACAGAAUCCCCACAUCCAUCAGCCUGAACAAAAUUACCAGACUAACAGAGCCAAGCAAACACUCCACAUCAACCAAUCCUGUGGGAACCCCUUCACCAAUUAAUUCAGUGGGGACCCCUGCACCAGCCAAGCUAGACGGACUCCCCACACCAACAGACCCAGGAAAACCCUCCACAUCAACCAAGCUAGACGGAAUCCCCACAUACAUCUGCCUGAAUGGAAUCCCCACAUCCAUCUGCAUGAACGGAACCCCCACCUCGAUACAGUCCAAAAUCCCCAGACCAAUACAGCCCAAAAUCCCCAGACCUAUACAGCCAAAAUUCCCCACACCAAUACAGCCAGGCAAACCCUCCACACAAAAUAAUCCAGUGGGAACCCCUAUACCAAUUGAUGAAACAUCUGACUCCUCUGAGCACCAGGACCAAGAAAUGCAAAGGCCAAAAAGAAAAAUGUGGACAGAGGGAGAUCUAAUCGUUGCUGAAGACGGUGCAACCAUUCAAGCACAAAAGAAAAUCAAAACAACAGAAGAGUGGCUGAACAUGGAUACGGAUAGGCCCACGGUGUCAAGACAUGCAGAGGUAGACACCGAAAUAUUAGAUCAACUAGAAAAACACAAAGAAGAGUCGCUGAACAUGGAUACGGAUAGGCCCAUGGUGUCAAGACAUGCAGAGGUAGACACUGGAGUAUUAGAUCAAUUAGAAAAGAGCAGCAUUGUACAAGCAACCAACAAGCAAACUUUGUGGGCUAUAAACUGCUUUAAGGACUGGCUGGCAGAGAAACAGAUGAUAGUGGAUUUUUCAACCAUUGAGAAAUCUGAAAUGAAUGUCCUCUUGCGAGAUUUUUACUGUUCUGUUCGAAGGGGUAAAGGUGGGGAGUAUUGCAUCCCAAGCUAUAUCGGAAUCCGGGCUGGCGUGAACAGAUUCAUUAACCUCCCUCCCCUUAGCAGAUCCUGGUGCUUGAUGAAGGACAGUGAGUUUACCUCCUCUAAUAAUGUAUUUCUUAGGGUACUAAAGAAACUCAGACGAGAGGGCAGGGACAAAACUACCCAUCCUAAGGUGAUUACAGCACAAGACCUUGAGAUUCUUCAAAACUCUACUGUGCUAAGCCCCUACACACCCAGAGGACUAGUGAACAAAGUGUGGUUUGAUAUCCAGUUACACUUUGGCCCCAGAGGAAAAGAGGGCAAUAGACGGCUAAGGCCACAGUCGUUUGUAAUAAGCGCUGGGCAGGCGGGAGACUCCGCCAGCGCUGGGCAGGCGGGAGACUCCGCCAGCGCUGGGCAGGCGGGAGACUCCGCCAGCGCUGGGCAGGCGGGAGACUCCGCCAGCGCUGGGCAGGCGGGAGACUCCGCCAGCGCUGGGCAGGCGGGAGACUACGCCAGCGCUGGGCAGGCGGGAGACUACGCCAGCGCUGGGCAGGCGGGAGACUCCGCCAGCGCUGGAUGA
Oncorhynchus mykiss (rainbow trout) is the source of this 1848-nucleotide messenger RNA. RefSeq lists its product as uncharacterized. Lineage: Eukaryota; Metazoa; Chordata; Actinopteri; Salmoniformes; Salmonidae. The record is from RefSeq and is a predicted model, not a curated record.